GGCGGGCGGGCGGGCGGGAGCCGCCGCGCUCGCACCAGCUGUUUCCCGCCUUGAGCCGCAGGCAGAGGCCGCCGGAGCCGGAGCCGGGCCCGGCCGCCCCCCGCGCCGCCCCGGCAUGGAGUACUUCAUGGUGCCGGCCCAGAAGGUGCCCUCCCUGCAGCACUUCAGGAAAUCCGAGAAGGAGGUCAUCGGCGGGCUCUGCAGCUUAGCUAACAUCCCGUUGACUCCAGAGACCCAGCGGGACCAGGAGCGGCGGAUACGCAGAGAAAUCGCCAACAGCAACGAGAGACGGCGGAUGCAGAGCAUCAAUGCUGGCUUCCAGUCUCUGAAAACCCUCAUCCCACACACGGACGGGGAGAAGCUCAGCAAGGCGGCCAUCCUCCAGCAGACAGCUGAGUACAUCUUCUCCCUGGAGCAGGAGAAGACUCGGCUACUGCAGCAGAACACCCAGCUCAAGCGGUUCAUCCAGGAGUUCAGCGGCUCCUCCCCAAAACGGCGACGGGCGGAGGACAAAGAUGAGGGGAUCGGUUCGCCGGACAUCUGGGAGGAUGAGAAGGCCGAGGAUCUGCGGCGGGAGAUGAUCGAGCUCCGGCAGCAGCUGGACAAGGAACGCUCGGUCCGCAUGAUGCUGGAGGAGCAGGUUCGCUCCCUGGAGGCCCACAUGUACCCCGAGAAGCUGAAGGUUAUCGCUCAGCAAGUGCAGCUCCAGCAGCAGCAGGAGCAGGUGAGGUUGCUGCACCAGGAGAAGCUAGAGCGCGAGCAGCAGAUCCGAACCCAGCUCCUGCCAUCACAUGCUCCCCCAGCGCCCACCCACCACCCCACCGUGAUCGUUCCAGCGCCGCCUCCCUCCCAUCACGUCACCGUGGUCACCAUGGGCCCGUCCUCAGUUAUCAACACAGUCUCUACAUCUCGGCAAAACCUGGACACCAUUGUUCAGGCGAUCCAGCACAUCGAGGGGACGCAGGAGAAGCAGCUGCAGGAAGAGGAGCAGAGACGUGCCGUCAUCGUGACGCCGGCGCGUGCCUGCCCCGAGCCCUCCGCCUCCGACACCGCCUCCGACACCGAGGGCGACGACAGUGACUCCAUGGACCAGAGCAAAGAAGAGCCCUCGGGGGACGGGGAGCUGCCCUGACACCCCCUGACCGGCAGCUGGGGAGGGGAGCCAGGGCGGGGGGGGAAACGUCAGAGAAUAUGCUGAAAUUUUUAAAAAAUACAAUGCGAUUUGGGUCUCUUUUAUGACCUUUUUCCAAUACUGUAAAGCAGAGCGCUAGAAGCAGGCAAAGGUCACCCUUCAGCUCCCGGGGGGGGCAGCACAGGGGGGGUGGGCGCUCCAGGGGGCCACAGUGGGAUGUGGGGGGCUCAGGGGGCAGCAGAGGGGUGUGCUAUGGAUGGGGGGGUCACAGCCACUUACCCAUUUUAUCUCAUCCCCCCCCUUGCUGACCCACAGGGAAUCCUGCCAAGCCAGUGGGAGCCCUGGUGUCCCCUUGGGAUGGGGCCUUCAGCUGGGAUCUUAAUUUGGUUUUUUCCUCCUCUUUUGUGUUUGUUGUUGUUUUGGUUUGUGUUUUUUUUUUUUUUUAAUUAAAUGUUCAUUUUUAAGUAGGGGGGAGGUGCCAAGUGACACGGCAGCAAAGGCAAGACAGGCACCCCCAGCUUCAGGGUACAACCAGCCCCACCAUGGCUCCCAUACCCCAUCUGGGGCAGGGAAAACCCCUUUGGACAGUAAAAAAUCCCGGGAUUAUGCCCAGCAGAGCGUGGGCAGGAGAGCCAGCACGUGCCACCCCCCGACGUUUCCAACACCUGCCUCCUCGGCGUGGGGAUGGCGAUUUGGGGGCUGAUUUUACACCCCCAUCCCUGUCCCCAUCCCCGUUCCCCCGUCCUGCUCCCAUCCCUCCUUUAAGCACUUAAUCCGGUAUGCGGGGUCCGUCAGCUCCAAAGAGCUUUCCUAUUUCAUGAUUGUGUCGCUUGGGUCUGUCGUGGCGGGCAGGGGGUCCCCAUUUUGUGAAUCCUCCCUCCUUCCCCCCUGCUGCCCCCACCCUGCUGUAGGGUUUUAGGCCAGUUGUGUGUAGAGCCUCAGUGGUAUUUGGUAGGUUCCCCCCCCAGCCACAGCUGUUUCUCGGUUCCUUUCCCUUUUUUUUUUUUUGUAUUUUUUUUACAAUUUUCAGGUCUUUGUGUUGAUUGAGAAGCUAUUCUAUUUUGUUAAGAAAGUGGAAAAAAAAAAAAGAGGCUCGUGCCUUUGUAAAGAAACAAAAUAAAGUUUGUACUUGGUUUUUUAGAA
Messenger RNA from Columba livia (rock pigeon), 2275 nucleotides. RefSeq names its product transcription factor AP-4 (gene TFAP4). Gene Ontology annotation, biological process: regulation of transcription by RNA polymerase II. Gene Ontology annotation, molecular function: RNA polymerase II cis-regulatory region sequence-specific DNA binding; protein dimerization activity; DNA-binding transcription factor activity, RNA polymerase II-specific. Gene Ontology annotation, cellular component: nucleus. The transcript has 7 exons. The record is from RefSeq and is a predicted model, not a curated record. The coding region runs from base 116 to 1132 and encodes 338 amino acids. Lineage: Eukaryota; Metazoa; Chordata; Aves; Columbiformes; Columbidae.